AUGAGCUUUUGCAGAAAGUGUGCUUAUAUAAUCACAUCCUGCCCAGAGAAGUCAGGAUCUGUAGAAGAGGAGACGUUGGUUUCUAGCUUUAACCAGUUAAACCUAAAGAUGAAAAACUGUGUUUCAGGAAACGUCACAUCUUUAUGUUUAAACAUUUAUCAGCUGAUUUCUGCACAAAGCGGCUUGUGUUUCUUGCGGGGCCACACCUCUCCCGCAGCCCAGGAUUGGCCCCUCUGCUCUCACUCCCUCUGCCGAGUUCCACCUUUAAAAGUCCCGCAGAGUUCGCUCCGAGCCCCGCACUUGGACUACCGGAGACCGCGCGCCACCAUGUCCGACCGGGGAACCUUCGACACCAACGUGGUCACCGUGACCCGCUUCGUGAUGGAGGAGGGCAGGAGGGCCAAAGGCACCGGGGAGCUGACCACGCUGCUCAACUCGCUGUGCACGGCGGUGAAGGCCAUCUCCAGCGCUGUGCGCAAAGCUGGCAUUGCGAACCUCUAUGGGAUCGCAGGCAGCACCAACGUGACUGGAGAUCAGGUGAAGAAGCUGGACAUCCUGUCCAACGACCUGGUCAUCAACAUGAUCAAGUCUUCCUUCACCUCCUGUGUUCUGGUGUCUGAGGAGAACGACCGGGCCAUCAUCGUGGAACCAGAAAGACGGGGUAAGUACAUCGUGUGCUUCGAUCCUCUGGAUGGCUCCUCCAACAUCGACUGCCUCGUCUCCAUCGGAACAAUUUUUGCCAUUUACAAGAAGACCACCGACGAUGAGCCGUGUGAGAACGAUGCCCUGCAGCCCGGCAGGAACCUGGUGGCAGCGGGCUACGCCCUCUACGGCAGCGCCACCAUGAUCGUCCUGUCCACGGGUCAGGGGGUCAACUGCUUCAUGCUGGACCCGGCGCUCGGUGAGUUCAUCCUCGUCGACCGAGACGUGAAGAUCAAGAAGCGCGGAAAGAUCUACAGCCUGAACGAAGGUUACGCCAAACACUUUGAGCCGGCCGUCACAGAGUAUCUGCAGAAGAAGAAGUUCCCCGAGGACGGCAGCGAGCCGUACGGAGCGCGUUACAUCGGCUCCAUGGUGGCAGACGUGCACCGGACACUGAUGUAUGGAGGAAUCUUCUUAUAUCCCGGGAAUGUGAAAAGCCCCAAAGGAAAGCUGCGGCUGCUCUACGAGGGCAACCCGAUGGCGUUCAUCAUGGAGCAGGCGGGCGGCAUGGCCUCCACUGGCUUGCAAAACAUCCUGGACAUCCAGCCUGAGGACAUCCACCAGCGCGCACCAGUGGCGAUGGGUUCACCUGAGGACGUGCAGGAGUACAUCGCUAUCUGCAGAAAACACGCCAAGAAGUGAAAACACGCCGAUCCAGCAGGAAAAUCUCCAACAGCUUCACACCUGCUGGGAACUCACCUGGAUGCAACGUGGCUUUUAGAAGGAUUCUUAGGAGGUUUUUACUGAAAACGGUUGAAUAUGAUGCAGUUUUUAUUGGUAAACCCAGAAAACUCACUGAAAUGUGAAAACACGUCAUUCAGACGCUCGCACAUUCCAAAAAAACACCAACGUGCCAAAAUCAGAUAAAUGUACUUGAAUGAACAGAAAACCUUUCAUCAAUGUGCCUCAGUCAGCUGGAGCAGAAAUCCUAGUUACUAUAGCAACAAGAGAUGCUUUUAUGGGACAAGACUCGAUGCUUUUAUUGUGAAACAAAGUACUGUUUUUGGGAUGAAUCGUUCAAAAUAAAUCAAACGAGUUUA
This is a messenger RNA of Nothobranchius furzeri (turquoise killifish), 1742 nucleotides long. It is a transcript of the gene fbp1a, whose product is annotated as fructose-1,6-bisphosphatase 1a. Gene Ontology annotation, molecular function: fructose 1,6-bisphosphate 1-phosphatase activity. Lineage: Eukaryota; Metazoa; Chordata; Actinopteri; Cyprinodontiformes; Nothobranchiidae. Gene Ontology annotation, cellular component: cytosol; cytoplasm. Gene Ontology annotation, biological process: fructose 6-phosphate metabolic process; fructose metabolic process; fructose 1,6-bisphosphate metabolic process. The record is from RefSeq and is a predicted model, not a curated record.